GGAAAAGUGGCUUCCGGGCGGAAGUCACACUAGAGGUUCCGGAGGUGAGCGGUCGCAGACAGGUGGUUGGUGUGUCCUGGGCGUGGGGAGGCGACAAAGCCCUAGCACUUGAGGGUUGAGGGGGCCGCUCCAGCGCGGCGAACGUCCAGACUCCGCAGGCUGGGCGGUAAGUGUGGGAGGUAAACGCCGAGGUGGGGGAGUUUUGCCACUCACUACUUGUGACCUCGGGUAAAUUAGUCUUGGAACGUCAGUUUCCUCGUCUCUGUAAUUGAAAUAAUAAUAGUGCUUCUCUCAGGGUUGUUGUGAGCAGUCAAUGAAACACAGCAGUUUCUGGAAUUUGGUAGAAUUGGGCUAUUUGCUGAAGCUUCUUGGUAGCCCUUGGUAGCCCAGGAAGACACUUAACAUUUUGAUUUUUUUGUACCAUGGCUUUGGUUCACAAAUUGCUGCAUGGCACUUACAUUCUCAGAAAAUGCUCAAAGCCAGCUGCUGCCUUGUAUCCAUUUUUGGGUAUUCGCUUUGCAGACUAUUCCAGUAGCCUUCAGAAACCAGUGGCUUCUCCUGGCAAAGACUCCUCACAGAGGAAGACUGAUGGGAGUUUGCAAGGAGAUCACCAGAAAGAAGUUGCUUUGGAUAUAACUUCUGUUGAGGAUAAGCCUGAAGUUAGUUUUGAUAAAGCAAUUAGAGAUGAAGUAAUAGACCAUUUUUGGCGUUUGAAGGAUGAAACUGUGGAUCAUUGGAUAGGACCAGAAGGCCGCCCUCUCCAUGAGGUCUUGCUGGAACAAGCCAAGGUUGUCUGGCAAUUCCGGGGGAAAGAAGAUUUGGAUAAGUGGAAAGUGACUUCUGAUAAGACGAUUGGAGGCAGAAGUGAAGUGUUUUUGAAAAUGGGCAAGAAUAACCAAAGUGCAUUGCUAUAUGGAACUCUGAGCUCUGAGGUGCCUCAGGUUGGGGAGAGUCGUCAAAGUGGGUACUGUGCAAUGAUAUCCAGGAUUCGAAGGGGUGCUUUUGAGAGGAAGAAGCCUUAUGAUUGGACCCAGUUCAAUACUCUGUAUCUCCGUGUACGUGGGGAUGGUCGGCCUUGGAUGGUGAAUAUCAUACAGGACACAGAUUUCAUCCAGAGGAAGAAUCAGCUGUAUAGUUACUUCAUGUUCACCCGCGGGGGUCCCUAUUGGCAGGAGGUCAAGAUUCCUUUUUCCAAAUUUUUCUUCUCUAAUCGUGGAAGAAUUCUGGAUGUUCAGAGUCAGAUUGUGGUUGACAAGAUCGCUUCUAUAGGAUUCACCUUGGCUGAUAAAGUGGAUGGUCCUUUCUUCCUGGAGGUAGAUUUUAUUGGAGUGUUUACGGAUCCAGCUCACACAGAAGAAUUUGCUUAUGAAAAUUCUCCAGAGCUUAGCCCAAGACUUUUUAAAUAAAGAUCAUGUGGUAGUCUUGUUUUACAGAACUAAGGGUACUAGCAUCUACAGUGAUAGACAAAAUAAAAUAUUUCUUUAAUGGAAUCCAA
Messenger RNA from Cebus imitator (Panamanian white-faced capuchin), 1495 nucleotides. RefSeq names its product NADH:ubiquinone oxidoreductase complex assembly factor 1 (gene NDUFAF1). The coding region runs from base 423 to 1406 and encodes 327 amino acids. The record is from RefSeq and is a predicted model, not a curated record. Gene Ontology annotation, biological process: mitochondrial respiratory chain complex I assembly; mitochondrial electron transport, NADH to ubiquinone. The transcript is spliced from 5 exons. Gene Ontology annotation, cellular component: mitochondrion. NCBI's taxonomy places the organism in Eukaryota, Metazoa, Chordata, Mammalia, Primates, Cebidae.